GCGCUCGGCCCCCGCCGCCCGCGCAUGAGCCCCGGCCCCGGGGAGAAGGAGGCCCCCGAGGUGCCGCUGCCCGUCGCGAGUGGGGGCGCCCACGCGGCGCGCCCCGGGCAGCCAGGCGGAGAAGCCCGGCCCUGCAGCCGCGAGUGGAGAAGGGUGUUUUUUUUAUUAUUAUUACUAUUAUUUUUUUGCAUUUUAUUUUAUUGAUCGUUUCCUCCGAAGCAUGGAUACGUUUCUUCUCGCGUGGGGAUUUCUAGGGCUCUGCUUGCCCGGCUCCGGAGACGCGGGGGACGCAGCUCAGCCGUGCGGCGGCCGCCUCAACUCCAAGGACGCCGGGUACAUCACCUCGCCGGGCUACCCCCAGGACUACCCCUCCCACCAGAACUGCGAGUGGGUCAUCUACGCCCCCGAGCCCAACCAGAAGAUCAUCCUCAACUUCAACCCGCACUUUGAGAUCGAGAAGCACGACUGCAAGUACGACUUCAUCGAGAUCCGGGACGGGGACAGCGAAGCGGCAGACCUGCUGGGCAAGCACUGCGGGAACAUAGCACCUCCUACCAUCAUCUCCUCUGGCUCCUCUCUCUACAUCAAGUUCACGUCGGACUACGCCAGGCAGGGCGCCGGCUUCUCCCUGCGCUACGAGAUCUACAAGACAGGCUCCGAGGACUGCUCCAGGAACUUCACGGGCUCCAACGGCACGAUCGAGUCCCCGGGCUUCCCCGACAAGUACCCGCACAACCUGGACUGCGUGUUCACCAUCAUCGCCAAGCCGAAGACGGAGAUCCUCCUCCACUUCCUCAUCUUCGACCUGGAGCACGACCCGCUGCAGGCCGGGGAGGGUGACUGCAAGUACGACUGGCUGGACAUCUGGGACGGCAUCCCGCAAGUCGGCCCCUUGAUCGGCAGGUACUGCGGCACCAAGAUGCCGUCGGACAUCCGCUCCACCACGGGCGUCCUCUCGCUGACUUUCCACACGGACCUGGCGGUGGCCAAGGACGGCUUCUCCGCGCAUUACGACCUGGUCCAGCAGGAAGUGCCGGAAAACUUCCAGUGCAACGCGCCGCUGGGGAUGGAGUCUGGCCGCAUCUCCAACGCGCAGAUCAGCGCCUCCUCCACCUACUCAGACGGGCGGUGGACGCCGCAGCAGAGCCGGCUCAACAGCGACGACAACGGCUGGACCCCCAAUGUGGACAGCAACAAAGAGUACCUCCAGGUGGACCUCCACUUCCUGACGGUGCUUACGGCCAUCGCUACGCAGGGAGCCGUCUCCAGAGAAACGCAGAAUGGCUACUACGUCCGCACCUACAAGCUGGAGGUCAGCACCAACGGGGAGGACUGGAUGAUGUACCGGCAUGGCAAAAACCACAAGACGUUCCAGGCGAACGAGGACGCCACGGAAGUGGUGCUCAACAAGAUCCACAGCCCGGUGCUCACCCGCUUCGUGCGCAUCCGUCCCCAGAGCUGGCACAACGGCAUCGCCCUGCGGCUGGAGCUGUACGGCUGCCGCAUCACCGAUUCGCCCUGCUCCAACUUGCUGGGGAUGCUUUCCGGCCUCGUCCCCGACACGCAGAUCUCGGCCUCGUCCGUCAGGGGCUACGACUGGUCCCCCAGCAUGGCCCGCCUGGUGAGCAGCCGCUCGGGCUGGUUCCCACGCGUCCCCCAAGCCCAGCCCGGUGAGGAGUGGCUGCAGGUGGACCUGGGCGUCCCGAAGAACGUCAGGGGCGUCAUCAUCCAGGGCGCUCGUGGAGGCGACAGCGUGACCGCCACUGAGUCGCGCUCCUUUGUGAAGAAGUUCAAGGUGGCCUACAGCAUGAACGGAAAGGACUGGGACUUCAUCCAGGACCCCAAAACGAUGCAAGCCAAGGUUUUUGAGGGCAACAUCCACUACGACAUCCCCGAAGCGCGGCGCUUCGAGCCCGUGCCCGCGCAGUACGUCCGUGUGCACCCGGAGAGGUGGUCCCCCGCGGGAAUUGGGAUGCGCCUGGAGGUGCUGGGCUGCGACUGGACAGACGUGAAGCCCACUGCAGAGACACUGGUGCCCACUCUGAAUAGCGACCUGACCACCACACCGUACCCGACGGAGGAAGAGGCAACGGAGUGUGGCGAUAGCUGUGGAGAAGAGGAGGAUUUCCACCUGCCCGCAAACUUCAACUGCAAUUUUGAUCUCCCUGAGGACCUCUGUGGUUGGUCACAUGACUUGGAAACUGGUUAUACAUGGUCUUUUCAGCCUACAAGCACCUGGAUUGGCAACGCAGAACCAAGCCCCGAGUCCGUGCCUGGCGGCAGGAGCCACCUGCAGCUGCGGAGCAGCGGGAGGCGGGAGGCCCGGCGCGCCCGGCUCGUCAGCCCCGCCGUCCGCCUGCCCCGCAGCGCCGCCUGCAUGGUCUUCCGCUACCAGGCGCGGGGCGGCGGCGGCGGCGGGGCGGCGCUGCGCGUGUGGCGGGAGGCCAGCCGGGAGAGCACGGCGCUGUGGGUCGUCGCCGAGGACCAGGGCGACGAGUGGCGCGAGGGCCGCAUCAUCCUGCCCAGCUACGAGGAGGAGUACCGGAUCGUGUUCGAGGGGUUCCUCCGCGGCGGCCACCCGGGAGCGCUCGCCCUCGACGACGUCCGCCUGGGCACGGACAUCCCCCUGGAGAGCUGCAUGGAGCCCAUCACAGCCUUCCCAGUGAACUUCCCGAGAAUGGAGGAUGACUUUCCCAUCCCCGAGCAAGGCUUUGAAGACGACGACGAUCAUGAUUACUUUGGAUCGGAUAGGAACGACACACUGUUCUCUACUAACUCUCCAGGAACUCCGAAGCUGGACAAAGAAAAGAACUGGCUCUACACCCUGGAUCCCAUCCUGGUCACCAUCAUAGCGAUGAGCUCCCUCGGCGUCCUCCUAGGGGCCAUCUGUGCCGGGCUGCUGCUCUACUGCACCUGCUCCUACACCGGCCUGUCCUCGCGCAGCUCCACCACCCUGGAGAACUACAACUUCGAGCUCUACGACGGCAUCAAGCACAAGGUCAAAAUGAACCACCAGAAGUGCUGCUCGGAGGCCUGACGGGCCACCUCGGGAUCUCCCUCAACACUGCGGUCCGGUGAGGUGGGCUGGUGGGGAUGACUUUUUAUUUUUGCUGUUUUCUACGGGAACUGAACGCCAUACUCUCAAGCGACCCGACCGGGAGCAGCGAGGGUGCGGGGAGGCGCUGCUCCCGCCACCGGCCACGACCGCGAGGCCCCGGCCGGCAGGUCGAGGUCGGCGAGGACCGGAGGGGCGUUUUCACGACCCGGACUGUGCAGGGCGAGGCGGGGAGCCGAGACCCUUGUUUGUUGGUUCGUCUUCAUUUUCUGCUGACGUGAGCGGCUGAGCCGUGGCGCGGGAGGAUGGUUUACCUUUUGGAUGUGAGAAACUAGGUGUUGGUUGUUAUUUCCCACUUCCUUUCUCUGAUAAGUUGCUGAGAAAGCUGAGGGAUUUCUUCAGCUGUCCUGUCCUUAGAAAUGACACACACACACACACGCACAUACACACAUGCACCCAGACCCUGUCCAUUCUAGACCCCCCCAUCCAGACAUUGUUUUGUUGGCUGCAGGGAUUUGUGUGCAUCAUGCUAAACCCAGGAAGCUGCAGUUUCUGGUCCUGAAGGUGGGAGCAGGUUGUUGCCUUUGGCCUUCCCGCUCCUGGCAGGGGGAAAGACACGAUGCAGGUUUUAGUGUCGAUGGCAACAACAGCGCUUUCCGGAGUCAUGAAGAAACAAAAUGGAAAGGAAACCCUAUGUGUAGAAGCACCUCUUUGAGAGAAGCUGAAGAGCCUUAAAGUGAUUUGUGAAUAAGAGCCAUUUAUUAAAUCCAGAUCUUGGAUUGAAACAGCUGAGGCCUUCAUCAGGAAGGCCUUUCUGCGACUCUCCUCACCCCUCUUGAUCCUGCCCUUCUUUCCUUUUUUUCUCUUUUCCUUUUUUUUUUUUUUUUUGGUAUAAGGAUAAAAUUGCAGCAAACGAAAGACACGGUCCAUGCGGUUCCCAGUGCCGAGGCUUUUGGAAAGGGGGGGCUUCCCUAGGCGUUGACCUUGAGGCACAGGGCGGAGGCCUCAGGAGCGGAGGGGUGGGAAAGCGGGCCGCGGCGGGACCCUGGGCCCCCUGCGCGCCGGCCGGGGCCGCGCACCGGCUCCGCGGUGCUCCCCGCUCCUCGCAGCUGCAGGCUCCUGCGGCGCCGGCACCGUCUCCCCUCCAGAGCAAAGCUACGCUGCUUCGGAUCAGUAGCAAAAACCUGUAAUCCGAUUUAUGAGCUACGUUUUUUUGUUGUUGUUUUUUACUUUGAACAAGUGCCUUAGAAGUAUUUUUCCUCCAUCCGAUGUAUGAUCAGUGCUGUAUCAGACAAGAAGCGAGGCCUUCAUCCUUCCCCGGCGCUCUGCUGGUCUUCACUGGAUCUCUACCGCGUAGAGCCUCGCCGAAGGUGUCUUAGCCUUCUACUUCCGAGUGGCCUGGCUGUGCUGUCCCGCAGCCGGUGCCUCUCCACCCAGGAGCGCGAGGAAGACAGCUUAAUGGAGAAAAAGCAUUCAGACGCUGGGCCCCAAACCAAUGCCUUCAUUUCCGAUUUAGUACAGGUGGAUCGUCCAAAGCAGCUUGCACGUAUAUAAGAAGUGAGAACUUUUCCAGCACGUUGGGUUUGGUGGUUUUUUUUCUUUUUUUUACGAGGCUCUUUGGAAGUACCUGAAAUAUCCUGAUUUUACUUUAGCAAACUCUUUUGGGUUUGGGAUUGAAGGGUUUGGGCUUUUUUUCUUCCCCGCCACUUGCUAACUGUGGAGCGCCGAAGGUGCAACGGGACGCGACGUCCAGUUUGCACAGUCGCUGCAGCACGUCCUCCGGGAGGGCAGGAGUCUGGGGAGAUGGGGAACAUCUGGAGAGGAGCAGAGCGGGGGCAGUGCCACAGCUGUUCGUCAGGGAACAGGAGCAGCGUUCGUCAUGAAAAGCUCCAUCAGGCAGCAAGCUUUUAGGGGGGAAAAAAAAAAAAAACACCCUUACCCACCCUAAGGACCGUGCCCGUGUUACUGCUGAAGCAGCUGUGUCAUCAGAGCAUCUCCAUUUCCUACACGCGUAAGCAUUAUUUUCUCGAUUCACACCGUGUGCCCGGGAGAAGCGGCCGUGACGGUGUCUCCGCUCCCCCGUUCGCACCCCCGGUUCCUGCUGGCGUGCCUCCCGUACCAGCCCCGCGCAACGGGGGACGCGCCAGACCGUCCCGAAGCUGGACUGCUGCUGCUCCAUGAGCCUACCCCCUCCGACCGCGCGGGAGGGGAAGGGCGAGCGGAAAAGGACCAUGCCGUAGAAGUCGACUUAGGCAAACAGUAGGUGAAAGUGUGUAAUUAAAAAGGUAACGUUACGGUGUCUAGUAGGCGUGCAGAGAGCGGGGUUCGUGUAUACGUGUCUCCAGAAGUAGUGUGUUUGCGCACGCGCGUGCAUCGCUGUCCGUCUUGUGUCUGUGACUCGUCCCGUGGGACUGACUCGUGUUUCGUGUACCUUUUGACCCGGGGCAGGAGUGCACCGCUGAUCUUGGCGCUGCCGCGGCGCGGCUUGCCCGGUCCCCGCUGCUUAGUACAGGGACCACGCGCGUGCACUCACCGGGCAGGAGCAGGCCGAAAAUGCUGCAAAGCCGAUACCUCACUUACCUCUGCUGGGUGCUUUACUGUUCUACUACGGAAAACUGUGCUCGAUUGUAACCUUAACAGGGAGAAAAAAACAAAACAGAAAAAAGCAAAAAAAAAAAAAAAAAACCCAAGAAGUCAGUGCAUUCAAUUCAUUGCAUCCUCUUCUGCAACUGUGUUAGGUUUUGCUGGUCGCAAUUCCCUUUGUGAAAUUCAGAAAAAAAAAUCAAAAAAAAAAAAAAAAAAAAAAAAAGGCGGUCAGUGUGAAUGCCGUGGCUGAAACGCGGUGCGGCCUCCUCACGGCGGUGAGGGCGAGGACGCCUUGCCCAGAGGCAGGCUGCGACGGUGAGUGAUUCCGUUUGGUGGGAAGGUGCCGGUGGGGGGGGGGAGAGAGAGCAUGGGAAUGAAACCGUUAAGGAAUUAUAUGCAGAAACGGAACUUCUCCAAGGUUUGCAGUUCAAGGCGUUUGACCGUUCACUGGCAGAGCCAGGACUUAUGGACUUACAGAGCUUUUACUGUGAUUCUUCAGUGUAUAAAAAAAAACAAAAAACAAAAAACAAAAUGAAACAAAACAAAAAAAAAUCAAACUGUGUUUAUAUGAUUUGUAUAAAAAAAAAACUUUUAAAAUUACUAUUUAAUAAACAUUAUG
Messenger RNA from Rhea pennata, 6260 nucleotides. RefSeq names its product neuropilin 2 (gene NRP2). The transcript is spliced from 17 exons. Gene Ontology annotation, cellular component: plasma membrane; postsynaptic membrane; glutamatergic synapse. The record is from RefSeq and is a predicted model, not a curated record. Bases 221 to 3037 code for a protein of 938 amino acids. Gene Ontology annotation, biological process: angiogenesis; axon guidance; vascular endothelial growth factor signaling pathway. Gene Ontology annotation, molecular function: vascular endothelial growth factor receptor activity; semaphorin receptor activity. NCBI's taxonomy places the organism in Eukaryota, Metazoa, Chordata, Aves, Rheiformes, Rheidae.